Solanum dulcamara is the source of this 2913-nucleotide messenger RNA. RefSeq lists its product as uncharacterized. Lineage: Eukaryota; Viridiplantae; Streptophyta; Magnoliopsida; Solanales; Solanaceae. Gene Ontology annotation, biological process: cell surface receptor signaling pathway. Gene Ontology annotation, molecular function: protein binding. The coding region runs from base 352 to 2154 and encodes 600 amino acids. The record is from RefSeq and is a predicted model, not a curated record. The transcript has 2 exons.
AUGUUCUCUACUGCCUUCAAUCUCUUUGACUCAUUCUUCUCUUUAUCUAUAUUUGGUCGUCACUUCAUUACCACAUGAAAUUUUCCUUUUUCGAAAAAAUAUAACCAUUGACUCAUGUGGAAUUAUGAUUCACCCACUGUUUUAUACGGCCUAUUAUUAUGCAAGUACUAAAGAAAUGUUGUAUUUAACAAUACACAAGUGACAUUUUUUUUUUUUUCGAGUAGAAACAAGUUAUGUCAGCUGGUUUCCCAAUUAGUACAGUAUUAAAAUAUUGCUGCUAGAUUUUUAUUACAUUCUCUUUCCCCAUUCUUGAACCCCUUUACCAAUUCCAAGAUAUAACAAAUUAAAUUAAUGGCGGAAGAAGAGAAAUCUGUUCAAGAAGAGCUUUCACUUCCGAUUCUACUUGCUGAUAGAGUAAUCAAAUCUGCCCAAGAAGCCGAAUCAUCCAAAUUUGAAUGCGCCGAGCUCUCCCGUCACGCUGCUCGGCUCAGCCAAUUUCUCCGAUCAACUGUUCGGCUCAGCAGUUCUUCACAAUCCCAGUCACUCUACGACCGGCCCAUCCGCCGGAUAACUUCUGAAGUCACCAAGACUCUUGACCGAGCCCUAAUUCUUGUACGCAAGUGCCGUCACAAGCCGAAUCUCCUCCGCCAUGUUCUUGCCAUCACUUCCACUACUGACUUCCGGAAAGUCUCUAUCCUUCUAGAAAAUUCCAUCGCCGAUGUGACGUGGCUGCUAUCCAUAUUCGACCCGGAUGCUGGCCCGACUCUUUCACUUCCUCCUAUUGCUAGUAACGACCCUAUUGUGGCUUGGGUUUGGUCUUAUAUCGCUACUAUUCAAAUGGGUAAUCUUCAGUACCGAAUUGACGCUGCUCAGGCAUUAGCUACCCUAGCUCUCGAUAAUGACCGCAACAAGAAAAUGAUUGUGGAAGAGAAUGGUAUUCCGCCUUUGUUGAAGCUACUGAAGGAAAGCAGUUCAGCAGAAGCACAAAUUGCUGCGGCUACUGCUUUGUACAACUUGGCUGAUGAUGAGGAAAGAGUGAGGGCCAUAGCAAAUGAUCUUGGUGUUCAAAUUAUUGUCAAGGUGCUUGCGGAAUCGCCCAUGAGAGUUCAAAUUCACGUUGCGAAUUUGGUCUCGAGAAUGGCUGAGUUGGACUUGUAUGCCCAGGAAGAAUUUGGGAGGGAGAAUAUAACGAGGCCCUUGGUGAUUCAUCUGGGAAUGGAUGUAGUUCUAGAUGAACCCAAAGACCCACAGCCCCGUAAGACUCCUAGUUUACAUUCUUUAGUUCAAAUAAAUAAGGAGAUGGUCAAGAAUAAUUUUAGUUUACAUUCUAAUUCUAUGGAUGGGAGUAGUAGGGGUGGGCAUUACGGUAAUAAGAAGGAGAAAGAUAGGGAAUUGGAACCCCCUGAGGUGAAAUCUAGGCUUAAGGUAAGUUGUGCAAUGGCACUGUGGAAAUUGGCUAAAGGUAGUUUGUUGAAUAGCAGGAAGAUUACUGAGACUAAAGCUUUGCUUUGUUUGGCAAAGAUUAUUGAGAAGGAGAAGGGGGAAUUGCAGAUAAAUUGCCUGAUGACAGUGAUGGAAUUGGCUGCAGUGGCAGAGUCUAAUGCUGAACUUAGACGAGUGGCAUUCAAGCCUACUUCACCUGCUGGAAAAGCGGUUAUUGAUCAGUUGUUGAGGGUGAUAAAUGAGGAAACCUAUGCUCCAUUGGUGAUUCUGGCUAUUAAGGCGAUUGGGUCGUUGGCUAGGACAUUUCCUGCUAAGGACACGAGAAUCGUCGAGCAUGUAGUGGCUAAACUUGAGCAUAGAAAUGCUGAUGUUGCCUUGGAAGCAUGUAUUGCUUUGGGGAAAUUUGCAUGUCCGGACAAUUUUAAUUGCGUGGAGCACUCAAAGGCAAUUAUUGAAUUUGAUGGAGUACCAAAGCUGAUUAAUUUGCUGAGGUAUGACCGAGGGCAGUUGCACGAGCUUCAACUGCUCUGCUACCUUGCUUUGCACGUUGGUAAUAGUAAGGCCCUCGAGCAAGCAAGAGCGCUGAGCAUCCUUGAAGGUGCUGCUCGUCAUGUAUCUGCUCAGCAUCCUGAUUUGAGGGAGUUGUUUGCCAAGGCGAUCCACCAUCUUACUCUUUAUCAAAUUGGAGGUCAUAUGCAUAGACAGGCUUAGUGCUUCAUUGUUUGGAUUCAUAUCCAAGCAGAAUGUCCUUAGCACUCCAUGCUUCUUAAUUAAUCAGGUUCAGCUAUUGUUCUUUUACUGGCAGGCUAUUUGUAAGGUGACCCAAAUUUUGAUCCUCCUCUACUUUUUAAACUGAAACUGUUCUGAACACUUUUAUGCUAAACUCUAUACCAUGAUCUUCAUACAAAAAUCAUUUUGCUCGUGUCAAAUUGUGUCUAAUAAUACUUAACCUAUGUGGUAUUGCAUUAACUUCUGAAACUAAGAUGUUCUCAUAUUAAAAUAUCCCUCGGAGUGCCAUGUGGUAGAAAAUGGAUCCAGUUUCUAAUAUGUCUGUUGCUUCUGAUAGACCCGUAGAGGGAGCAGGCGAAGCGUGUCGUUCGGGCUGAAAAGGAGAGUUUUUGAACCAUGUUUGCAAAACAUAAAUAUGGCAGCAAAAGUGUAAAAGACAAAGCAAGGAAGUAACAAAUAGUAACAUAUAUUGAAGAAUAAGAGAAUACGAGACUAUUAAAUACUAAUACUGAGAAGCAGAGAGGAGGCUCGCCCCUCCUCUUUUCUAUCUUGCAUCUAUAGUAUUUUUGCCCUGGUGGAUUUCUUUCUCAGUUAAUAAAUCCCACUCCCACAAUGACGAUGAUUGAUUUGAUCGAUUGAUGCAGAGUAUUGCACUUCAUUGUAAUAUACAGUUACACAAUGUGUUUUUAUUGUAGAAGAGGCAAUCAGCAUGUCUAAUUAUUUCUACAUUCUUUUUUGAUA